AUGAUGGCGGAGGUCGUAGUCCUCGUAGAGCGUGAACUCGUGCUGCGGCGUUAUGGACUCGAGAAAGUAGAGGCUCGCAUUCCUGGAAUCUACCUGCUUCAGUGUCUGCUUGCAGUUCCACUUCAGCCAUGCCGCGUGGCACACUGCCAGUUGAGAUUCCGCAUGCCCCGCCCCAGCCCACAAACCACCUCACCUGCACUCACAUACACAUCGUCACCCGCUGCCGGAACAAGGUGGGCAGGGGAGGAGGAGCGUUCUUGGGGAUUAGUUGGAGGGAGCAUGGGGCGGGGAUGGGGAUCAGUUGGGGGGAGCAUAGCGAGUUGGGUAGAGAAUGGGGAGGUGGGGGGGUGGAGGUUUGAUAGGGAGGGCACCGGGAGCAUUUGGGAGCUCCCGUCCUUCACUCCCUCCUCAUCCCUACUCUUCCCUUCCCUUCCCACAUCACCCAUCCCCUUCCCUCCUCUUCCCUACCCUUCCCUCCUCAUCCCUCCCCUUCGCUCCUCUUCUCUCCCCUUCCCUGCCCUUCCCUCCCUAUCCCUCCCCUUUUCUCCUCUUCCAUCCCCUUCCCUCCCCUUCCUUCCUCUUCCUUCCUCUUCCCUCCUCUUUCCUUCCCUUCCCUCCCCUUCCCUCCUCGUCCCUCCCCUUCAAUAUUCUCCUAUUCUACUCCUCAUCCCGCUGCCAUUCUUCCCUUUUGGGCAUCCCGUCUUUCCUCCCUUCUUGGAAAUUACGCCCCUCUUUCAUGUCCUCCUCUCUCCCACCAGCCAUCUCACACCCACGAGCCAUCUCACACCCACGAGCCAUCUCACACCCACGAGCCAUCUCACGCCCACCAGCCAUCUCACGCCCACCAGCCAUCUCACGCCCACCAGCCAUCUCACCUGCACUCACAUCCACAAGCUCAACCUUGCUGCUCUUCAGAACCCCUCCUCUUCUCUCAGUACGACCCCAUUCCCUCUCUCCUCCUCUCAUCCCUCACUGACUGGGCAAGGCGGACAGGUCUGGGAAGGCCAUCGUCUCGCUGGCCAGGCCACGGAAGGCCCCAUCUUAUGCGGGGCACACGCCCACGCCCCCAUCUCAUGCUGGGCACAGGAGCUCUCUCAACCCUCAACUGCCCCUAACCCCUCCCUCGUUCCCCUCGUACCCUUGUACUCCUGUCUCCCAAUCACUCCGGCUGUGCGCCUACCAGAUGCGGACUGCAGGUAG
Closterium sp. Naga37s-1 is the source of this 1200-nucleotide messenger RNA. NCBI's taxonomy places the organism in Eukaryota, Viridiplantae, Streptophyta, Zygnematophyceae, Desmidiales, Closteriaceae. The record is from the annotation of a GenBank genome assembly.